CAGGGCUGUUGGUUUUUCAAUUUGUGGUUUCCUAUCAGAAAAUAGAAAAAGAGAGAAGAAAGAGUUAGCAGUUAGCCUUCAAGGCCAGCCUGAGCUAUAUAUAUGGGGACAUUAUUCUCAAAAAAGAGGAGGAGAUCUCCAAAAGGGGGGGGAUACAAAGAAAAGUUUCCAGCACCUCCUCUUUGAGGAUCAGGUUGGAGUUCUGCCUCAGUUUCCCCACUAUGCCUGGCAAACAGCAACCACUGUACUCCACGAGACAGAACCACGAGAGAGACUUCCUUUUUCCGGGAGCUGUGACAAACCCCCGCUACCCCCUCCCCCGCAGUCAAGACCAAAAAGGGGAAGUGAGGCCUGGGGGAGGCACCCAUGGGUGGGGAGGGCUCACUCCCACCCCCUCCGGACCUGAGGAAGUCCUGCAUGCACCCAUCACUUGCAGGGUUCAUGGUGAUUGGGCCUGCUCAUCAACUUCUGGAGAAUUCUCAAGUGUCAAAUAGGCGGGGACGUGGCCCUGUAGGAAGGGGAGGGCCACCUCAGAAUGGAAGAUGCCCUAAAAUGAACUCAGGGUUCCCUCCUAACCCUGGCAAAGGUUUAUCUGGUGGCUUAGGGGUCUAAAGAAGCUGCGGGUUCAGGACUUCAGUUAAAAUCUCCACACAGCGCCCAGCCUCGGUUUGCCCCUCUGCCAGAGGGUGAUGCUGCAGCCGGAUUGGAUUUGUCAAUGAACCUGGAGGCCUGGAGCCACCUCGCCUCUCCUGGGUUCACCUCUCCCUGGCUUUGGCACCACCGCUGUCAGUGCUCCCCCCGCCCCAGCCCCCAAACCAUUGCUUCAGUUUGGAAAUUCCUGGGCUGCAGCAGCCAGAGAGGCAGGACCACCCCUGGCACCCUCUCCAUCAGGAAAUGCCUAAGUCCUGGUUCCGGAGGGAAGGCGUGAGCUUUCCGGGAAACCAGAGGCACCAGCACCGCCCCUCGCUCUGGGGGCCGGCGAGUAUAAAGAACCGUGCAGGCUCUCCGUGCGGAGUCCCCACCCAGCACUUCUGCCCAGCAGUGCUGCCACCUGCACGCUGCCUUGGACUUGCUAUGGCUCCUACUCGCACCAGGUCCCUGCUGCCUCUGCUACUGGCCUUGGCCACCGUUCUGAUGUCAGGGCCUGGUGAUGCUCAAAUAUCCAUCUUCCCCAAAGAAGCCUUCCUACAACGAGGGACGUCCUUGCAGGUGAACUGCUCCACCUCCUGUAACCAGACCUUCACCCUGGGCUUAGAGACCAAGCUUCCCAAAACAGAACUGGCCAGUGGGCACAACUGGAAGCUGUUUGAACUGACUGACAUCGAGGAAGACAGCCGUCCACUGUGCUUUGAGAACUGCGGCACCAUCCAGGCCUCAGCCUCCGCAUACGUCACUGUGUACUCCUUUCCAGAAAGUGUGGAGCUGGACCCUCUGCCCAGCUGGCAGCCAGUAGGCAAAAACCUCACUCUGCGGUGCCAGGUGCAUGGUGGAGUUCCCCGGGCCCAGCUCACUGCAGUGCUGCUCCGUGGGGAGGUGGAGCUGAGCCGGCAGCCUGUGACAGGUAACCCCAGAGACCUCACUGAGAUCACAGUCACCGUGCUGGCCAGCAGAGACGACCACCAAGCCAAUUUCUCCUGCCGCACAGAGCUCGAUCUCAGGAGACAAGGAGUGGCCCUGUUUCAGAAUAUCUCAGAGUCCAGGCAACUCCAAACUUUUGAGCUGCCUGUGACCCUACCGAAGCUGGACACCCCAGUUAUCCUGGAGGUGGGCACUCAGCACCUGGUGCUCUGCUCCCUGCAAGGCCUGUUUCCAGCCUCUGAAGCUCAGGUCCACCUGGAGGUGGGGGGACAAAGACUGAACCCCACCACCACAGGCAGCAGGGACUUGGUGUCUGCCACAGCCCCACUAGAGGUGACUGCAGAGCUGGAGGGCACUCAGCAGCUGCGGUGUGUGGUGGAGCUGGCAGAACAGACCCUGGAGGCCCAGGAAACCCUGAGCAUCUACAGCUUCCCAGCUCCCACCCUAACCCUGAGUGAGCCUGAGGUCUCAGAAGGAGGCCCAGUCACUGUGAAGUGUGAAGCCCACGGAAGAUCCCUGGUGGUGAUGUUGACCAGUGCUCCGGCCGGGCCACGGUCCCGGGAGAUCCAGCUCACGCUGAAUGCCAGCUCCAGGCUACCGUCCCCGGAGAUUCAGUUCACACUGAAUGCCAGCGCGGAGGAUCACAAGAGACGCUUUUUUUGCUCAGCUGCCCUGAAGGUGGCUGGGCAGGUGCUGUACAAGAACCUGACCAUGGAGCUCCAUGUGCUGUAUGGCCCCCGACUGGACGAGAGCGACUGCUUGGGAAACUGGACAUGGCCAGAAAGGUCCCAGCAGACUCUGAAAUGCCAGGCCUGGGGGAACCCAUUCCCCAAGCUCACCUGUAUCCGGGAGACAGAUGGCGCCUUGCUACCCAUAGGGCUGGUGAAGACUGUCAAACGGGAGAUGAACGGUACCUACAUGUGUCACGCCGUGAACUCCCAAGGGAACGUCACCAGGGCUGUGUUCCUGACUGUGCUCUACCACCACCAGAAUAACUUGGUCAUCAUCAUUUUAGUGACGUUGGCAGCCAUCCUGGUCCCCAUGGCCACUGCCAUUUAUCUUUAUAAUCGACAGCGAAAGAUCAAGAUAUACAAGUUGCAGAAGGCUCAAGAGGAGACGGCCAUGAAACUCAAGACACAAGCCACGCCCCCCUGAGCCGGUCCCAGGACAGCACCCCUCCCCGUGCUCAGCUGGUCGGUGCUGUGUUUGAACACAGAAAAAUGGUGGACAGGGUUACCAUUUAUCCACACCCACCUCCUCAGUUUGUGACAGAGGACAGAUGGUGGCCUCAGGAUACAGAUUGGCAUUUCAGGCCAUGUCAUCUAUACACAUCCGACAUCCCCCUCAGCUUCACACCUGGAGCCUCAGGACUGAGGGAGACUUGGGAAUGGACUAUAAGGAGGAUCACUGAAGUCUGGCCUGGGCAGAUAGGGAUGGUGGAGGCUUACCCACAGCCUGUGGACCUUCAGCCAGUGACUACUGAUGUCACUCCUAAUAAGAUCAUGUGCUGAGGCCCUAAGGAAAAAAACCAUCUCCAACAGACACAUGCAGGCAUGGAGACACAGCCCACAUGCCUGCUGACAAACACCAGCUCAGGCACUAGUGUCCACUGACUGUCCCAACUCUUCAUGAGAUGUAUUUAUUAAUUUGUAGUUUUAUCUGGUAUUUAUUGAGUACCCUGCACUGAUGCUAGAACAGUGAAUAAGAUGGACAUAUAGGUUCCUGUCUGGGUACCAUUGUAGCUGCUAUGCACUGUACAACAGAGCCUGGUGAAGUGGUCAAGUGGGGUAGGGUUUCUCCAUUGGUUAAGUUGCUUUUCCUGACAUGGGGUGAUUUUUUUUGAGACAGGGUUUCACUAAGCAGUCCUGGCUGUCCUGAAACUCACUAUGUAGACCAGGCUGGGCUCAAACUCACAGAGAUCUACCUGCUUCAGCCUUCUGAGUUCUGGGAUUAAAGGUGUACACCACCAUGCAUGUGGGUGGGGAAGUAGUAGUUAGUGGUGCCCAUGCUGGGGACGAGGAGCACAGGGGACUCAGAGGGAUCACCGAGAGUACAUACAUGACCACUGAUAUUCCACAAAGUGUCUUUGUGACUCACAAAAAAAAAAAAAAAAAAAAAAAAAAAAAAAAAAAAAAAAAAAAAAAAGCACUCCUUGCUGGGCAUGGUGAGGAAGUUCAGGAAGAAACUGCUUCAACCACUUGAGCCCCCAUGAGCUGUGUUGCAGCAAGCACCCCCCUCCCAGCUCUGAAGCCUUUUCUCUGAGUCAAUAAAGAAUUACAUUGGCCUCA
Molecule: messenger RNA, 3866 nt
Organism: Nannospalax galili (Upper Galilee mountains blind mole rat)
Lineage: Eukaryota; Metazoa; Chordata; Mammalia; Rodentia; Spalacidae
Gene: Icam1
Product: intercellular adhesion molecule 1
Exons: 7
Coding region: 895-2733 (612 amino acids)
Biological process (GO): cell-cell adhesion
Cellular component (GO): membrane
Molecular function (GO): integrin binding
Source: RefSeq, a predicted model, not a curated record